Linderina pennispora is the source of this 216-nucleotide messenger RNA. RefSeq lists its product as uncharacterized. Gene Ontology annotation, molecular function: structural constituent of ribosome. The annotation marks the transcript as partial. Gene Ontology annotation, cellular component: mitochondrial large ribosomal subunit. The record is from RefSeq and is a predicted model, not a curated record. NCBI's taxonomy places the organism in Eukaryota, Fungi, Kickxellomycota, Kickxellomycetes, Kickxellales, Kickxellaceae. The transcript has a single exon.
CGGAAACCGUCGAUCGCUACGCAGGGAACCGUCCUGAAGGGCCUGAACAUUUACAAGGAUGGCAAAGACCCGGUCGCGCUGAAGGACGAGGAGUACCCUGAGUGGCUAUGGACGCUGCUGGACACGCCAGCAGAGGAGUCGCUUGGUGAGCGCGAAAGGCAGCGUGUGCAGCGGUCCAAGGUCAUCAAGGAGGCCAACUUUAUGAAGAGCAAGAAG